Dissoconium aciculare CBS 342.82 is the source of this 1065-nucleotide messenger RNA. RefSeq lists its product as uncharacterized. The record is from RefSeq and is a predicted model, not a curated record. The transcript has 3 exons. The coding region runs from base 1 to 1065 and encodes 354 amino acids. Lineage: Eukaryota; Fungi; Ascomycota; Dothideomycetes; Mycosphaerellales; Dissoconiaceae.
AUGACUUCUCGUCUUAUCUCUGCCGCGGCCAUGGGCCUGCUCAUCGCCAAAGCUGUUGCUCAGGAAACUGCCAUCGGUGUCUGCAACUCGGGUGCAUGUGACUACUGCCCCAACAGCCUUAUUCAGCAGGGGACGGGCUACCCAGCCUGUGUCAUCUACAACCGUGAUGACGUCCUUGGAGCCAAGAAAGACGACUACCCUGUGAACGGCUCAAUUUAUCCUCUCUUCUUCGAUAUCCCUCCUGUCGACAACCCCACCUGCCGAACCAUCAUCCGCACUCCAGCUAACGUCGAUGAGCCUGGCUGUGGUUUCCCUCGCUACGCCGGACGCGGUGACGCUUGCACCAGCGUCGAGACCCACCCGACCAUCAUGGUCCAGUUCUGCUGCGGCACAGGUGACUGCACCGCUGCCGGUGCUUCCAAGCGCGGUCUUGCGGGUACCAGCUCCAUGAGUGCUGUCCUCAAGGACGCAGAUGGCAACAUGAUUGUCCCGACUGCCGUCUGGGCCCAGGGCCAAGACAUCAUGGACCAGUUUUUGCACGACCACGGACUCAACCUUUCCACCGUUGUCCAGACCGUCAGCGAUGCCGGCGUCUCCAUCUUCAAGCCCGUUGAGCCGCUUCUCUCCCUGUCAGCUGCUGAGAAGCCCGUUGAGAAGCGCGACUGCGACAAAUUCAUUCAGGAUGGCGGCGAAUACACCACCGUCGGUAGUCAAUCCUUCCGCAUCAGCCAGGACUUCUGCGGACCAGAUGCAGGUGUCACUUACACCGAGAGCGUCAGCGUUUCGCACACCACCAGCUUCAGCUCCACCGUUGGCGACCCAUUCGGUAUCGUCUCUGCUUCCGUCGGAUUUGAGACUACCGAGGAAACCUCCAGCGAGGUCAGCUACAUGUUCCAGGCUGGAGAAGGCCAGUGUGGAUACGUCGCUUUCACUCCUUACUACGUCUGUGUCAAGGGUAGCAUCGAGGGCUGCGACGCCGGUCCCCAAAGUGGCAACGUCUGCACUCCCAAGCUCAAGUCUGACGGCAAGCCCGAUGGUAUCUCCGCCUUCGUCUCAACCGUCUGA